CCAGAAUUCAAACAGUCACUCUACUAAGUUCAUGAGUUUCUACUUUAUGAUUUUAGACUCAAGGUCAAUAUGGUGCUACCUUUUGAUAACUUUGUUUUAGUUACCUUCUUAUUGCGUUGAACCGCCGAGUUCAUCUUUUGGCUGAGACAUCUCUUCCAGGGACAUUAUUUGCAAUCACUAUGGGAGAGGGUGGCAAAGAAAUCAAAGGACUCAGUUUCGCCGAAAAUUUCCUGCUCAGCGGUGCUGCUGCUGUUAUCGCUAAGACCGCAGCUGCUCCUAUAGAGCGAGUCAAAUUACUCGUCCAAAAUCAAGAUGAAAUGAUUAAACAAGGGCGCUUGGAUAAGCCGUAUUCUGGUGUUAUCGACUGUACCAUGCGGACAUUUAGACAAGAAGGUUUACUACCAUUCUGGCGUGGAAAUCUACCUAACUGUUUGAGGUACUUUCCUACCCAAGCGCUGAACUUUGCAUUUAAAGACAAAGUUAAGUCAGCGUUCGCUCAAAGCAAAGAUGACCCAUAUUUGGUUGCAUUCUACAAAAAUGUGGUCAGUGGUGGAGCUGCAGGAGCUUUGUCGUUAGUUUUCGUUUAUUCUCUGGACUACGCUCGAACACGUUUGGCCAAUGAUAAUAAGUCUGCCAAAAAGGGUGGGACUCGUGAGUUCAAUGGUUUGAUUGAUGUUUAUGCUAAGACGUUCAAGUCAGAUGGUAUUGCUGGACUCUACCGUGGCUUUGUCAUCUCGUGCUUCGGUAUAAUUGUAUACAGAGGAUUUUACUUUGGAUUGUAUGAUACCUUGAAACCGAUAUUCCUUGGGCCAGAUGCAGGUGUGGCAAUCAGUUUUUGCUUAGGUUAUGGUGUAACUGUCACUGCUGGAUUGAUAUCCUACCCAAUUGAUACUAUCCGUCGGCGUAUGAUGAUGACUUCAGGUCAAGCCGUCAAAUACAGAAGCUCAAUUCACUGUGCAGGCGAAAUACUAAAAAAUGAAGGUCCAAUGUCUUUCAUGAAAGGGGCUGGUGCAAACAUACUUAGGGGUGUCGCCGGUGCUGGUGUGUUGGCUGGAUUCGACAAAUUUAAAGAAUUGUAUGCUGACUUCAGAUUACCAAAGAAGCCAACCCCUUAGAUGUCUCAAUUAGUUAUUAAUUGUAAAGCUAGCAUGUAAUUUAGUUUUUUCCUGGGAUUUCUAGCAUUUCAAUUUUCGCUGGAGAUAAAAUUAUUUACUUCGAGUUAUUGAUUUUUCACUUUAAUGUUGCGUAAUUGUGACAUGUUCAUAGCCGGUACGCUUAACAACUGGUGCUCCUUACCUCACAUUAUUGCUUUGGUAGAAAGUGAUUAUCAGCAGCUGAGUCAGUUAUUGUAACCGAAUUUUUGUCCUGUUCUUCUUGGGUGACUUGGUUAUGUCGGCUGCUUUUUGAUGUACAAUCAUUAAUUUAACACUGCUAGCACCUAAAACCUCUUAUGUGUGCCUGGGUCUUACCAUGAGUAAUUGUUUUUCUUGCUUAGGGAUACGGCCAAGCCGUAUCUGAUAAUAGCAGCUUGUUAUUGUUGUAUAUUUUACACAAUACAAUCAUUAUAGUAAGUUU
Schistosoma turkestanicum is the source of this 1575-nucleotide messenger RNA. Lineage: Eukaryota; Metazoa; Platyhelminthes; Trematoda; Strigeidida; Schistosomatidae. The record is from the annotation of a GenBank genome assembly.